AUGUCAAUACACGCUCUUCCACAGACGGCUGUGCGCACCAUACGAUCUGGUCAAGCUUUGACAGAUCCUGUUUCUGUGGUCAAAGAACUUAUUGAUAACGCCCUCGACGCGCGAGCAUCUAAUAUCACUAUCGAGAUUUCGACCAACACACUCGACGUGAUCCAAGUCAAAGACAAUGGCCAUGGAAUUGCCCCCACCGAUAGGCUGCUUGUGGCCAAACCUUAUUGCACCAGCAAACUCAAGGAUGAAAAAGACCUUGCUCUGGUAGGUUCAUCCUAUCUCGGCUUUCGAGGUGAAGCCUUGAGCAGUGCAUUGGAGAUGAGCGGUGAAAUGACCAUCACCACAAGGGUCGAAGGUGAAAGUAUCGCAACUGCCAUCAAGUUGUGCCAGACGGGCGAUCCAGUGCAAGAUCGUGCUACUCAUCCGCCUGGAACCACAAUUCGUAUUGCCAACUUUCUCAAAAACCAGCCAGUCCGCAAGCAAGUUGCGCUCAAGGCCGCACCAAAGGCUUUGACGAAGAUCAAGCAAUUAUUGCAGUCGUAUGCUUUUGCCAGACCAGCUACGAGGCUGUCGUUGAAAGUCAUCAAGGCAAAGAAUGACAGGGACAAUUGGACCUAUGCACCCAAGGUUGGCGGCGGCAUUGAAGACACAGCCUUCAAGGUCGUUGGCCAGCCUUGCGCCUCUCAAUGUGCUUGGGCCGAGCUGGAGCAUGAGGGCUUUACUGUAGAAGUCUUUCUUCCUCGCCCUGACGCACAUGCUUCGAAGAUCAGUGGCUUGGGUCAGUACGUCUCGGUUAAUAAUCGACCUCUCACUUCAUCUCGAGGCAUAUCCAGGCAGCUUGUCAGGAUCUACAAGGAAAGCCUCAAGGAAUCAUCAUUGCUAGGAGAUGCCAAGGACCCUUUCGUGUACCUGUCAAUAUCCUGUCCACCUGGCAGCUACGAUGUCAAUAUUGAGCCAGCAAAAGAUGAUGUUCUAUUUGGCGACGUCGACAAGGUUGUGGAGGCUGUCAGAAAACUGAUGUUGAUAUCCUAU
Messenger RNA from Aureobasidium namibiae CBS 147.97, 1032 nucleotides. RefSeq lists its product as uncharacterized. Gene Ontology annotation, molecular function: ATP binding; mismatched DNA binding; ATP hydrolysis activity. The transcript has a single exon. The record is from RefSeq and is a predicted model, not a curated record. The annotation marks the transcript as partial. NCBI's taxonomy places the organism in Eukaryota, Fungi, Ascomycota, Dothideomycetes, Dothideales, Saccotheciaceae. Gene Ontology annotation, biological process: mismatch repair. Gene Ontology annotation, cellular component: MutLalpha complex.